Molecule: messenger RNA, 753 nt
Organism: Teleopsis dalmanni
Lineage: Eukaryota; Metazoa; Arthropoda; Insecta; Diptera; Diopsidae
Product: protein giant-like
Exons: 2
Coding region: 1-699 (232 amino acids)
Biological process (GO): regulation of transcription by RNA polymerase II
Cellular component (GO): nucleus
Molecular function (GO): RNA polymerase II cis-regulatory region sequence-specific DNA binding; DNA-binding transcription factor activity, RNA polymerase II-specific
Source: RefSeq, a predicted model, not a curated record
AUGACACAAACUUCUGGUAAUAUGCAACAUACUUCUGGUAUGUUAAAUGACUCUCACUUACCAGUCUCUUCAAGAAAUAUGCUUUUAAAAAAAUCACCUUCUAUGCAUAAUACUACCACAUUUACAAGUACGCCAUCAGACAUCAUACAUACCACGCUGACAAGGCCAUUUAAAACUUUUCCUCGUGAUCCGCUUGUUAUUGCUGCUAAUUUUGCUGCAACUGACAUGCUACUCGACAAUCCACAUGUUGAACGCUACACCGAAUAUCGAAAACGUGUACUAGAACAAAUACGAAGUAAGAAUGGUGGUUCUCGUACAAUUACAAACCCCAAAAUGCGUCGUACUAACUCGCAUAAUGGUAGUUUUAAUGAAGGAUCAUCCAAUAACAGUGAAAACGAAGAACGUGUCGCUGCUGAAGAGUCAAGUGAUUGUGAUUCGAAUGUUGGUAAUUGCGAAAAAUUAGAAUAUAACAACAAUGAAAAUUUAAAUUCAGCAUGUCAGGUUAAAGAUGCAGCAUACUUUGAAAGGAGGCGAAAAAAUAAUGCUGCAGCGAAAAAAUCUAGAGAUCGUCGUCGUAUUAAAGAAGAUGAGAUCGCUAUACGUGCUGCUUAUUUGGAACGUCAAAAUAUUGAACUAUUAUGUCAAAUUGAUGCACUUAAAACACAACUGGCGUGUUUUACAUCAAACGUUGGCUCCUGACUUCCAUUAAAGUAGCCUACACCACAAAAACUCAAAAAAUGUGUUAAACGCAUU